CGGCUGAGGAGGGUGGCAGGUGUUCGGUUCAGGGAGACGCAUCGCCUCAGUCGGCUCUCCGAAGCCUCAACAGGGUGCCGGAGGAAGGAAGAACAACACGAAAACGGACUAAAACGGACUAAAACCACCGUGAGUACGCAGGGAGAACAAUGACACGUCUUUAAAGGAACCGUUUAUCUCUCCCGGACCGUUGAAGACUGGAUAAAAAGCAGAAGAAGAAGAAGAAGAAGAAGAAAAGCCCCAGUGUCGCAGCAGCAGCGGCAGCGAGAGGAACACGACCGUUGGUUCUUUCCCUCCACCCGACUGUUACUUUUUGGGCUUUAACUAACUCCCCUUCGCCCUCGCGGGGAGAGAUAUAAAACUACCGGGUGUCGCAGAGCAACUUGUAAUAUGCGUUUAUAUUCUAUCGUCCGCUAACCUGUUGUGUCAUUUUUGUUGUUGCUCCGGAGACUACUGGCGCGUUACGGCUCUCUGGUAUCCGAGGGAAGAGGACCCCCUCCCGGGAGAGUGGCGGAUCAUUUUGGACCCCGCGGCCACUUGGGAUAACAGUUAAUGCUAAUUUUUGGGGGGGAUUUCUUACUCCAGCUAACAGACAACAUCUCUCUCCAUCGCCAAUAGACUGUUUCUGAAUCCCCAGAAUCAAUUACUGGAAUUACGGGAUGUAUUUGCCUCUCAACGGUUAACGUGAAAUGAUCCGCGGGACAAAUCCCCCCAGAGGAGACGUCUAAACGAGCGCGGAUUUGUGGUUUGAUAGAAUAGAAUAAGCCGAUAAGUCCACAAAAUAAUACUCUCAAAUGUAUUAAUUCCUCGCUUUAUACGGAUACAUCCAGAUGAAAAUGAGGUAUCGCAGGACGGAGAGACACACGGACUCCGCCGCCGCCGCAGAGAGAGAGCACCGGGCCGUCGCACCGUGAAGCCCGACACCAGCGAGGGGAAGUCUGCGGAGGGUGAGAGCGGGAGGACGGGUCGGUGAAGUCCCGGAGCUUCACGAGCGCGGACUUACUCUGGUUUCAGAGAGAGAGAGAGAGAGAGAGAACGAGAGAGAGAGGUGAAGCAGCGGAGCACAAGCCGACUCUGUUGGUCCCUUCUCCCGCCGGAUGAACCGGGGAGUGUGCGGCGGUCCUGAGGGGUCUCCGGAGCGCCUGGAGGGACCCGCGGCGGCAAUGGGCCGACAGAAGAUGCCGGAGACGGGGUCGGGGCCGCGGACGGCCCGGAGCCGGAGCUCGUGUCCGCCGCUUUUUUUCCUGCUGCUCCUUCUGGGAAGCUGCUGCCACAUGUUGCACGGACAAGAGGUCGCUCCCUACCUGCGCGGGGGUGGGCUGAGGCAGCAGGUGGUGUUGGAGGGGAACCGGCUGGUGCUGACCUGCCUGGCUGGAGGCAGCUGGCCCCUGCAGUACCGCUGGACGCUCAACAACACCAACGUCACCGACUGGACGCCGCGCUACAGGUUGCCUCUGCUCUCUCUGAAGAGGACGGACGCCGGGCUGUACCAGUGCACGGUGAGGAACCGGAUGGGAGCCGUCAUCCACCGGAGGACCGAGGUGCAGGUGGCCUUCAUGAGGAACUUCUCCGCCGAGGAGCAGAGGAAGACGACGACUCAGGGCCGAGCAGCCGUCCUCAGCCAGCCUCCCCUCGCCUCCUUCCCCCGGCCCCUGGUCACCUGGUACAAAGACGGACACAAGAUCAUCCCCAACAACCGAAUUGCAAUCACAUUGGACAAUCAGCUGGUCGUCUUGGCAACCACAGCAGCCGACGCCGGGCGCUACCACGUCGAGGCGGUGAACGAGAGGACGGGGGAGAACGUGACGAGCGCCGCCGUGUACCUGAGCGUCUCAGUUGGCAAGAAGAACCGCGGGUCAACAGAUCCAGAGUCGGAGCGCGUUGCCCCGGCGAUUGUGAUCGGACCCAGAGACACGACGGUGGUGGCGGGCAGCGGCGAGGCGACGCUGGAGUGCAUCGCUAAUGCCAGACCGAUCGACGGCCUCGUGGUGGCGUGGAGACGCGAUGGCCGCCGUCUGGCCAGUGGGCGUCGGCUCGUUAUUCCGGCCCCCAACUCCUCUGACACGGGGUUAUAUGUUUGCGAGGCGUUGCUUAGCAACAGCACUGCCAAACCUGUGGAGGCAAGGGCACACCUCACUGUGAUGGAGCUGCCUUCUCUCACGGCUCAACCCAAGAGGAAGAUCCUCGCUGACCUCGACAGGAACGUGGAUAUCCCCUGCCUGGCUACAGGCGUGCCCCCGCCCCGGAUCGAGUGGUACAAGGACGCCGUGCCGCUGUCCAAGCUGGCCAACCCGCGCUACAAGGUCGCCUCGGCCUCCGGGCUGACGGUGCGCCGCGUGCAGCCGGGAGACGGAGGCGUGUUCCAGUGCUUCGCUCGCAACGCCGCCGGAGAAGCUCAGGCGCACGCGCAACUCCUCGUGUCGAGCGUGCACCCCGCGCUGACCUCCCCUCCCUUCGACCAAACGGUGACCGACGGGACCGCGGCCGUGUUCGCGUGCCAGACCGACGGCGCUCCCAAGCCCGCCAUCACCUGGAGGAAAGGAGCCCAGGUGUUAGCGAGCGGCUCGGUGCAGGUGCCCCGGUUCACGCUGCUGCAGUCGGGCGGUCUGCAGAUCCAGCCGGUCAGCUUCCAGGAUUCAGGAGAGUACACAUGCGUCGCCUCCAACUCCGAGGGAACCGUCAACGCCACCUCCACGCUCACCGUCUGGACCCGUACAGUCAUCUCCGUGCCUCCCACAGACCAGCGUGUCAUCAAAGGAACCACCGCCACACUGGACUGCAAUGCCACACAUGACCCCCGGGUCAACAUCAGCUUCCGGUGGGAUCGAGGUGGCGUGCUGGUCCGGCCCACCAACGGGGGCCGGGUGUCCAUACGCCGGGGCUCUCUCACCAUUGGCCAGACGUGGUCAGGUGACAUCGGGGAUUACACCUGUACCGUGACGUCGCAGUCGGGCAACGACUCUCGCUCCGCGCGCCUCGAAGUCAUAGAGCUGCCGCACUCCCCUCGCUCCCUGGCGGCCGGCCUCAACGACUCCGACUCCCGCUCCGUCCUCCUGUCCUGGCUGCGGCCCUUCGACGGGAACUCCCCUCUCCUGCACUACCUCCUGGAGCUCUCCGAGAACAACUCGCCGUGGAAGGUCUACCUGCCGGAGGUCGACCCGGUGCUGACCGAGGUGUCGGUGGGCGGGCUCACGCCGGCCAGGACCUAUCAGUUCAGGCUCUGUGCGGUCAAUCAAGUGGGCCGGGGUCAGUACAGCGCCGAGACGCAGAGAUUGAUGCUGAGGGAGGAGGUGCCCAGCGCUCCCCCGAAGAACAUCGUGGCCAGUGGGCGGACCAACCAGUCCAUCAUGGUCCAGUGGCAGCCGCCGCCAGAGCUGCAGCUCAACGGAGUCCUCCGAGGAUACGUGCUCCGGUACCGUCUGGCCGGGCUGCCGGGGGACUACCAGGAGAAGAACAUCAGCAGCCCAGAGACCAACUACUGCCUGCUGAAGGACCUGAUCAUCUGGACCCAGUACCAGAUCCAUGUGGCGGCCUUCACCGGCGCCGGCCUGGGCGUCUACAGCAGCUCCGUCACCGAGUACACGCUGCAGGGAGUCCCCACAGCGCCGCCGCAGCAAGUGGAAGUUGUCGCCAUCAACUCGACGACCAUCCGCUUCACGUGGAACCCGCCGCCUCAGCAGUUUAUUAAUGGCAUCAACCAGGGGUACAAGCUGCACAUCUGGCCGGAGCAGGCUCCGCGGGACGUCGUCGUGGUGACCAUCACCCCGGACUACCCCAGUUCACGCCACACGGGAUUGGUCAGCGGGCUCAAGAAGUUCACCUGGUACUUUGGCUCCGCCCUCUGCUUCACCACACCUGGAGACGGCCCGCGGAGCCCGCCCGCGAUGCUGCAGACGCACGAGGACACACCUGGACCCAUUCGCCACCUGAGCUUCACGGAAAUCUUGGACACGUCACUCAGAGUCAGCUGGGCGGAUCCUGAGGACAAGAACGGCAUCAUCAUCGGCUACGUGUUGUGGUGGGAAGUUUCUGGCGCCGAGUCGAGUCGUGAGGAACGUUCGCUGUCAAACGCCACCCUGCGGUACCAGCUGACCGGACUCACCUCCACCACCGCCUACGCUCUACAGGUGGCGGCGCUCACCGCCGCGGGGCGGGGCGUGGUCACACCCUCCACCAUCUCCACCGGCGUCCCACCAGAACUUCCUGGUGCACCAUCUAAUGUAGUCAUCUCCAACAUCAGUCCCCGGACCGCGACACUUCGGUUCCGCCCUGGUCUCGAUGGCAAGACGGUCAUAUCACGAUGGGUCGUGGAAGGCCAGGUGGUGAAGGAGGACGCACAGGACGAGGCGUGGAGAGUUGUCUUCGAGAAAGAAAACCAGCCGGAUGCCGACGCGCUGGAGAUCCCUGACCUCAUGCCGUUCACCCAGUACAGGUUCAGGAUCCGGCAGGUGAACGUUGUCGGCUCCAGUGCGAUGAGCGCCCCCUCCAGGCUGAUCCAGACCCUGCAGGCCGCCCCUGACACCCCCCCCUCUAACCUCACGCUGCUCUCUGCCACGCAGACCAGCCUGCGCUUCAACUGGAAGCCUCUUCCAGAGUCCGAGUACAACGGCAGCCCGGAGACCGUGGGGUACCGGCUGAGACUGUGGCGGACGGACGGCCAGGGGGAGGACCGGACCGAGGACGUGGAGCGAGCGGGGGGGGCCGGUGAGACCACGGUGGAGGGCCUGAAUCCCUGGACCCAGUACCAGGUUCAGAUACAGGCCUACAACUCCAUCGGACCGGGACCGUGGAGCGACACGGCGGCCGCGCUCACGGCAGAGUCUGUUCCAUCCGGGUCUCCAGUGAACGUGAGCGCGGAGGCCGUGAGCUCCACCAGGAUCCUCCUCAGGUGGUCGGCUCUCCCUCAGGCCCAGAAGAAUGGAGUCAUACUUGGAUACAAGGUGCUGUACAGCGAAAAGGACUCCGAAGGGCCCCCCAGGGAGCAGGUGGCAGAAGGAGAGGGCGGGGCCACGCUGCUGCUCGCGGCGCUCCGCAAACACUCCGUGUACGUGCUGCGGGUGCUGGCGUACACGCGGGUGGGCGGCGGCCCACAGAGCCAUCCCAUAAUGCUCCGAACCAAAGAAGAUGUCCCAGGCCCCCCUGUCAGGAUGGUGUUUCCAGAAGUGCGGUUGUCAUCCGUUCGGGUGGUUUGGCAGCCACCCACGAACCCCAACGGCCUCAUAUUAGGCUACCAGAUCUCGUACUGCCUGGACGGCGGGGACCCCCGGCGGUGGACCACGGUGGAGGUGGGGUCCAACGCGCGGCAGUUCACCGUCACGGGCCUCUCCCCCGAGCAGGCCUACGUCUUCAGACUCACCGCUCGCACCGCCGUGGGCUGGGGCGCGGAGCAGGAGGCGCUGGUCGUUACCACUGAGCGCCGAGAGCGCCCGCAGCCGCCCAGGAAGUUGGCCGCUCCUCAGGACGGCGUUGAAUCUCGCCAUCUCCGCCUCCACUGGGUGACGGGGGGCUCGGGCUCCUCGCCGCUGCGGUACUUCAGCCUGCAGGCCAAAGAGCUGCCCGGCGGGGACUGGAGCACACACACGGCGGACAUCCCGCACAACGUGACCGCCUGGACCGUCGACAGGCUGAAGCCUUUCACAUCGUACAAGUUUCGGAUGCUGGCCACCAACGACGUCGGAGACAGCGUCAUCGGCAAAGAGACGGAGGCGGUGACGACUCUACAGGAUGUGCCUGACGAGCCCCCAGUCAUCCUCGCGGUGAAACCAACAACCACGACCUCGGUGCUGGUGCAGUGGAAGCGCCCCGAUGACGACGGUAUCAACGGGGUGUUGACCGGCUACCGGCUGUAUUACCGAGAGCUCCCGGUAAACACCUCCACUUUAGCUGAAGCUGAGGUCCAGGCAACCAAGAACAACACCACGAGUGCCCUCAUCACGACCAAGAGCACUUUCAAGACGGUGAGCAGCGCGUCGCUGACGGAGUUUGAGUUGACACAGCUGAAGAAGUUCAACCGCUACCAGAUCGCCAUGACCAGCUACAAUAUCAUCGGAGAGAGCCCGCCCUCCUCGCCGGUGGAGGUGUCGGUCGGUGAAGCCGCUCCCUCGGUGGCCCCUCAGUCCAUCAGAGUGUCCGCUGUGUCUGCCUCCAUCCUGGAAGUAACCUGGGACACCCCCCCUCUGGAGACCCAGAAUGGACUCAUCCAAGGAUACAAGAUCCACUACUGGGAGAGGGACCAGCAGAACCAGAGUGAGACAGUGAAGGUGAUUUUUGUCCCGGACACCCGCGUGCUCCUCAGCAACCUGACCAGCUACACGCCGUACCUGGUCACCCUGACGGCCUUCAACACGGCGGGGGACGGCCCGCCCAGCGACCCCCGCGGGGCCCGCACCCUGCAGUCCGCUCCCAGCAUGCCGAGCUUCCUGUCCUUCACCGAGGUGACGGGGGGGAGCGUCAACGUGUCCUGGGGAGCGCCGCUCACCCCUAACGGACAGCUGGAGGGCUACAGGGUCGUCUACCAGCCCACCGCUCCCGUUCAAGGAGUCAGCAAAGUGGUGACGGUGGACGUGCGGGGCAGCUGGCAGAGAUGGCUGAAGGUCCGAGACCUCGUCAAAGGAGCGACGUACGCGUUCAGCGCCCAGGCGCUGACCGUCAGCUACGGACCGCCGAUACGGGCCAACGUCAGCGCUCAGCCGGUCCAAGGCUCCCCCGGGUCUCCCGUGGAGAUGUCCAUCACCAAGACGUCCGCCGCGCUCACCGUCCAUUGGUCGGAGGGAGAAGCGGGCGCGGCGCCGAUCACCGGCUACGUGAUGGAGGCGCGGCCGUCAGAUGAAGGCGUGUGGGAUUCCUUCAUCAGGCUCCUCCCCCCCAGCAGCAGGUCUGUUUCUGUCCCUCUGGAGCGCCUGAGGUCUGGGAUCAGCUACGAGUUCAGAGUCAUCGCUGUUAAUCGCUAUGGUUACGGACAGCCGAGCACACCCUCCGCCGCUCUCGCUGCGCUGUCGGAGCGCCCGUUCUACGAGGAGUGGUGGUUCCUGCUGGUCAUGGCUCUGGUGGGCCUCAUCCUCAUCCUGGUGGUGGUCUUCACGCUGCUGCUGCGCGGACACGGCAACAAGUACCAGGCCUGUGGCUCAGGGAAGAACGCCUCCACGGCGGAGGAGUCGGUGACGCUGGACAACGGAGGCUUCACCGCCCUGGAGCUCAACAGCCGGACGCUCAACACCAAGAACUCCUACCUGAAAAAGAACGGUACCAGGUCUCCUCCCAGGCCGAGUCCCGGUGGUCUUCACUACUCCGACGAGGACAUCUGCAACAACUACAACGGCGCCGCGCUCACUGAGAGCACCACGCUGACGGAGAAGCCCGCCGAGGUCUCCGAGUCCGAGUUGACGGACAGCGACUACGAAGACGAGCAGCCCAAGCACUCCUUCGUCAACCACUACAUGAGCGACCCCACCUACUACAACUCCUGGAAGCGGCAGCCCAAGAGCCUGAAGCCCGCCGGCGCCCCCUUCGGCUACGAGGAGUGCGCCACCGCCGACACGGAGCCGUUCUACCAGACGGUGGUGACGCAGCACAGCGCGGGCGGCGCCUACACGCCCACGGGGCAGCCGGCGCUCACGCACGCCAACGCCAACGCCAACACCAACACCAACACCAACACCAACCCCGCCCCGGGGUCACGCACCCCCGUGACGGGGUUCUCCUCGUUCGUCUGACUCUGGAGAGAAAAUCUGCACAAAAUGAUAAACAUGCACACACACACACACACACACACGUACACAAAAUGAAGGAGGGGGAGGGGUUUGGACUAAAGGACAUGGAGGCGAGGAGGAGGCGAGGAAACGAGGAGACGGACUGGUGCCCCAAAGAACUCGACCUACACUUCUCACCUUAGUUCACAAAGAUCCUCACCGCGUCGACGAGUGUGUGUGAGUGUGUGUGUGUGAGUGUGUGUGUGUGUGUCGCCCUCCUGUCCUUUCACGCCUCCGUGUCGCUGUGUUUACACACACACACACAUUCACAACGGCGUGCACCACCAGAUCUCCACGCCUGUUCCAGGGACUGCGUGGGCUGAUGGAACGUGGAGUCUCCGGAUAUAUAUUUACACUGAAGUGCACAAAUCCACACACACACACACACCCAGCCAAGUUUCAAGUUUUUUUAUUGUCACAUCCCCUUUUAUACAAGUAUAAUCGGUUCGUGAAAUUCUUAUGUGCAAAACACCCGACAGCAGUAGCAGACUAAAAAAAGAAUAAGAAUGAGAAUAAACUAUACAAUAUCCACACACAAAAAAGAAGAAAGUAUUAACAAUAUAUAUAUAAAACAGUGUAAUAGAAUAUACAUCAUGACAAUAUAUAUAUAUAAAACAAUGUAAUAAAAUAUACACUUUUUCAAGGUCAAAGGGAAUCGUGAGAAGGGAGCAGCUCUCUGUCGACGGACCGGUUCACGUACACAAGCACGGAGCUGCCAGCUUUAAAACACCACCGGAGGAGGAGGAGGAGGAGGAGGAGGAACACUGAAAAACGAUCAAUAAUCCGAGUUUUUGAACUCGCUCGAGGACGGAGAGCGAGCGGCGGUUGUUGUUUUUUUCUUCAGACCUGGACGCAUUCUCAGUGAGAGUGCAGCGUGGAGUGUGAGGGCGCUGUGUGACGUUCGGGGUUUGGUUCGGAAUCUAUGAAAACCAUGUUUUUUUUACCCGUCUACUGCCUGUCGUCAGCGCUCCUCAUCCCACAGCCUGCCGAGCCAUACCGCUUGCACCGGGCCGAACCCCCCCACCCCCACACACACACACACACACACACACGCGCGCAUUCUGUCUCCCGUCGAAGUUUUAUUUUUUGUACAAGUCCGAGUGUGACACGUGUGCGUACAAGCAUGCCGUGUAUAAAUGGCCUCCGCGUCGAGCUGGAGAAGCCUGUUCACCCGCCGCCGCCGCCGCCGCUCACCGCUAGGAGCAAGGCGUGCCAUCGUGUGUGUGUGGGUGUGUGUUUUUAAGAUGGAUAUUUUGUACAGUUUUACCGGUGCGCUGUGUACCGGCGUGUACUUCAAAGCAGGAGCGAGUCCUCGGCUACACGCCGACGGAGGAGGAGGAAGAGGAGGAGGAGGAGGAGGAGGAGAUCGCCCAACGAGGAUCAUGAAACAUAAAUGAGCUGCCUGAGUGCGGAACAAGGUUUCAGGACAUUUUAGAGAACCGCGUUGUUCUUCAAACCGAGUGCGAUUGAACUUUGAAUCAUGUCCGCGGCCCGGCCUCCGGCCGCCACACACACACAUACACUUUGUACCGAGUGCAAACCCCCAACAAAUAUUAAGCAUCUGUGACUUUUUUGGGCUCAUGUAUCAUUUCAAAGAGUCGUCCUCCGUCCUCCCUCACUCUCGUCACGCAGGUUCUGAGUCCCAUUACAGUGUGUGUGUGUGAAUAAACGGUCAUUGUUUAA
Pseudoliparis swirei is the source of this 9431-nucleotide messenger RNA. RefSeq names its product protein sidekick-1-like. Gene Ontology annotation, molecular function: protein binding. NCBI's taxonomy places the organism in Eukaryota, Metazoa, Chordata, Actinopteri, Perciformes, Liparidae. The record is from RefSeq and is a predicted model, not a curated record. The coding region runs from base 1098 to 7712 and encodes 2204 amino acids. Gene Ontology annotation, biological process: cell-cell adhesion. The transcript has 46 exons.